AUGGUGAUCGCUCUGAUGACACCUCCUCACGCGUGGCCCACGACGCAAGCGAACUCUGUGCUGCUGGCAGAGCAGACGAGCGACUGGAGGAAGCGGCAGCUCCAGAGCAGUUGCAGUCCGGCGGUCGUCCGGUCCCACACGUCGACAACCAUUGCAACGUCGCCGUGUUUGCCAUCGCUGGGCAACAUCAGUCCCGCCAACACGACAACGACCGCCCGGUUUCCCGUCUUGAGGACGCCCAACGUCCUGAACCCGCUCAAACUCGAGUACUGCAGCUUCCGCGGCUGUGCCAACUUCAGCAAAAUGCAGGGGUACUGCCACGACCAUAUCCACGGUCAACCCGCUCCCCACUCGAACCAGACGUCGUUCGUGCCACCCAACACGAACCCGCACCAGCACCUUCCGGGCCUCGGCCUUCCGUCGCCAGGGACGACGCAGUUGCCGUACCUACCGGCGCUGCAAACGGUUGUACCCACGCAGACGCAAGUAGCACCGCAAGGCCGUCCGUCCCUCGGCGUGUCGGGGUACCCGAGCUACAGCAGCCCCCUGUACACGCCUACCCCAGCGCCGCCGCCCACGAAACGGUCGCCAAUGUUUGCCGAGCAAACGACCUACUUGUCGGCUCCCGUGACCAAGCGACCCCGCGUCGUGGCAAGUCCUGCCUUGUCGACCGCUGGCAUGGGCAGCUACCGACCCAUCACGCAGUGCCGUCGGGAGGGCUGCCAUAAAGACGCGCGGCGCAAAGGCCUGUGCAUGGAACACGGCGGCCGCCACUUUUGCAAGAUGACGGGAUGCCAGAAGUGCGCCCACCGCGGGGGGUUCUGCAUCUCCCACGGCGGCGGCCGUCGCUGUGCAGUGGCCAACUGCGCAAAGAGCGCCCAGUCGGGGGGUAUCUGCUACUCGCACGGAGGGGGCAAGCGGUGCGGCACGGCGGGCUGUACCCACGCGGCUCGCAGUGGCGGCUUUUGCAUCAAACACGGCAAGCAGCAGCAACAGCAACAGCCGCCACAACAGCCAUUAAAGCGACGUGUCUCGCGGUGGUAA
Molecule: messenger RNA, 1044 nt
Organism: Hyaloperonospora brassicae
Lineage: Eukaryota; Oomycota; Peronosporomycetes; Peronosporales; Peronosporaceae
Source: the annotation of a GenBank genome assembly